AUGGAACCUCCAUGGGUGGAAGUAUAUUGGUGGAUAAUUAAUAAUUACAGGCUGGUAGAGAAAAUGCAGUCAAGAGAAGCGACAAACACAAUGUGGGAAAAAAGAUGGAAGAACAACGAUCUUCCUUGGGACAUGCCCCAGGGGAGUCCAUACGUAACACAAUACUUUCAAGAUAUGGUUCAAGGAACUGUAAAAGGAAAACGUGUCUUGGUUCCUUGCUGCGGUGCAACAGUUGAAAUGUUUUUGCUUUAUAAGCAAAAAGUAGCAGUUGUUGGAGUUGAAUUUUCCGAAGCAGCUUAUGUUGAUAUGCUUGGAGGACUUUUCGAUUAUUGUGUGGAUAUUGGUGGUUUGGUAUCAACAGCUGCUGAGGAGCGUCAACGUUAUGUUGCACAAGUGACAAAGUUAUUGGUGCCGCAAGGGCGAGUAUUGUUAGAAUGUUUUGAAUAUGAUAUGUCUCUCCGCAAGCAACCACCAUAUAGCAUUCCAACUGAAACUUUAAAACAAUACUUAAGUGAUGUAUAUGAAAUCAAGGAGCUUAGAAGAAACACAGAAGAUGAAUUGCCACGAAAAUGUAUAGCCCAUGAUAAGUUGAUAUACAAUACUGUCCAUGUUGUAUAUCAACUUAUCAGAAAAUCUGUGUGCGAAUCAAAGAAUGCAAAAUAA
Hydractinia symbiolongicarpus is the source of this 663-nucleotide messenger RNA. RefSeq names its product thiopurine S-methyltransferase-like. Bases 1 to 663 code for a protein of 220 amino acids. Gene Ontology annotation, molecular function: thiopurine S-methyltransferase activity. The record is from RefSeq and is a predicted model, not a curated record. The transcript has 3 exons. NCBI's taxonomy places the organism in Eukaryota, Metazoa, Cnidaria, Hydrozoa, Anthoathecata, Hydractiniidae.